AGAGCUAAAGAUUUGGCCAUGUCUGCUUCUGGUUUUCCUGGGUUUACUCCUCAAUCUAUCCUCAGAUCCAGCCUUCGCACCACACCCCUAGCAACUCCCUCUGCAUCUCCAGGACGAUCAGUUACUCCUCCUCUGCGAGCAAAGGAACCUAGAAUAUCCUUCAGGGAAGAGGGCUCAAGUGCAAAAUGGACUGUUGGGGUAACUGCAGAUGAUAAAGUGCUGUCUGAAGCUUCAUCUGAGCAUCAUCACAGAGUGGUGGAGGACGCUUGGCCUGAAAGUAGAGUUAAAACAACUCUCUUCACUCUGAGCAAUCCUGAGAAAGAUGGUGCUGAAAUGGAAGAGUCUUCAGAAAGCAUACCUGGAGAUGGUUUGGAGAAUAUGGAUGUCAGCAAAGAAAAUAGUAAUGUUUCUGCGAGGUCAGACCAAACUACUUUGGAGUAUCACGAUGCAAAAUCACCUGGUGAUUUUGAAGAUGAUGUAAUCUUUAUAGCUGCUAAGCCAGCUAGUUCUUCCAUUGAAGAGACUGCUGAUUUUCAAGAAUUGGAGAAGGAAGAAGACAGUGAGAUGGUUGAAGAUAAACUGUUCCAGAUGGAAGAACUAGACUCAUCAGAACUAAGGAAAGAAGCUGGAUUUGUGGAAGAAUUAAAUGCUGAAUGUCGUACCCUUCCUGACAAUGGUAAAUUGGUGUUUAAAGCUGCUGAGGCUGCUGCUUUUGGGACUGCAAGUGAAGGUGAAACAAACCACGAGGAGCCCAAGAUGUCCUCCCCUUCGUCAGAAGAAGUCAUGCCAGUUGCACCAAAUCCACAGCUUUCUGAAUCUCCAGAGGCAGACAGUGAAUCUGUGAUAAGUAUCCUUGACAGUGAGGAUGUGGUCAGUGCUUAUUCAGAAAGGCACCUUGAGAAGUAUGUGGAUUUGCAUAAAGAACAUAACCUAGAAGCAACUGAAGUUGAAGCUGAAGUUCCUUCUCCACAGGAAGAAGUAACUGCUUCUAACAAUCUUCCUAAAACUGAGGAAAUGAAUGUUAUUGAAUAUAGUGUGGGUAAGGCACAAACCUCAGAAGAAGCACUUGAAACAUCCCUAUACAGUGAACUACGUCCGUCAGGCAACCUUCAACACAGCUGUGAUACUAUAGAGCAACAGUUUGCUUGUGAUUUGCCUGAUAAUGAAUCCGAUGCAGCUGAGGGAGAUGGAGAGCUUUUUAUACCCCAGAGUAAUUUUACUUUAGUCUUAGAAGGAGAUGAAGGUGAAGUGGAGAUGGGAGACCCUACAUUGGUAGAUGAUUCUAAAGCAGCUGGCACAAGAGAGGAAAAACCUGUGAGCAAUUUAGGAAAUACUGAAAACCAAGAGCAUGUUACAAACUCAGUGUCUACUGUAACUAGUGACCAGGAAUCUCAGAAUACUGCAGCGUCACUCCCGUAUGUGCCUGAACCCAUUAAAGUAGCCAUUGCUGAGAACUUACUGGAUAUAAUCAAAGACACAAGAAGUAAGGAAUUUACAUCUGAAGCUGUGGAACAAUCUAUUCAUGAGACAAUAGGUAAAAAGGUAACUCGAUUCCAGAAGGCAAAAGCUUCCUUAACAGCUGUGCCAGAAGGAGUGGAAGAUGAAACCAGCAGACAUCAAGUGGAUUACGUCAUCACUCCUAGAACACGUGCCAGGGGACAACUGAGAAGUCUGAGUAUUCCGUCUGCAGGUGAUCCGCAGCUACGGAACACAGAGAAACCAGUUCUCUUUGGACUGUCUCCUAGGAGAAGUACCAGGCGAACAAAAGAAGCAUCUGAGACUUCUAGCCUUCAAACAGAAGAAAAUGCUCAAGAGGAGCAAAUACCUGUGACACCUGUUACUCCAAGGAGAGGUCGUAAGCCUAAACAAACUAAUUUAGAAAAAGUAGAAAGUGGCCAUUCUGAUGAUCAAACAUUGUCUGUCAGUACAAUGUCCACAGCUGUUACUCCAAGAAGAGGUUUAAGGAGAGCAAAGGAAGCUGCAUCUGCGCUCCUGGAAGAGGCAAAUGAGGAAACAUCUCUUGCCAAAGGUAGCAUUAUUGCUUCUGCUACUCCCAAAAGGACUAGAGGAGGGAAAAGUUCAGUGGGAGAUCCAGAAACUGAUGGUAAGAUAAAAACAGCAGUCAGUCCUGGUAGAAGUGCGAGAAAACUGAAAAGCAUUAGUUUACAGUUCCCUGAAAAUACUGUCAGGGAUCAGGAGGUGCAGCUCAGUGACCAACUCCUCUUGCCUGUGCCAACUAAAAGAGGCAGAAGAAGAAAAAUAAGUUCAUCAGAAGUUUCAGAAAAUUCUGACCUUGAUCUAUCUAAAUCAUUGCUUCCUCAAACAGAAUUUAAACUUCCUGUCACUCCUAGAAGAAGUGCUAGGAAGGGGACACAGAAUCUUCUGGCAGACACAGAAGCUAUCUCCACUCAGGAAGACACACCUUCAGGUGGGAAAGUGGAAAUCCUUGAUACUCCUAGGAGAAGAGCAAGAAGAAUUCCACAGGCUAAACCAGAAAAAACGGAUACUCAUGAGCAAACACCUGCACAGCCAAAUGAGGAAUCAACCACACCCAGGACUCCAGUUAGGACAGGGAGACGGGGCAGAAAGAGGCGAUCGGUACAGGAGGAAAGCACAGGGGAGGAAGCCUUGCCCCAAGGACCUGGUGGCAGUCCUUUGCUGCCUGAAGACACAAACCCAUCAGGAUAUAGUGAAACACCAAGAGCUUCCACAGAUCGUAUUACAAGAACCAGAUCCCACAAAACUGCCAUGCCUCAGAAACUGUCAGUUGAGGAAAAUGAGUCUUUCCUUUUCUCUCCUCCUCUCACAAAGCUGAAAAAGAAAUUUAGAGCUGAGAAAGCAGACCAUCCUGUGCAGCUGAAGGAUUUAGACCCAGACUUGUCUUCUCAAUUUGUCUUUUCACCCCCUCUUCUGAGGUCAAGAAGCAAAAAUGUAUCUGGCAUUUCCCGAAUUGUGACAGAAUCAGAGCUUCCAAGUAAAGAGGAAGAGGAUACCAAAUCCGUAGAGUCUGUGGGAAAGCAAAAAUCGAAGAGAGGUAGAACUGCAAAAUCAAAAGUGAAGAAAACAACCAAAUCCACAAGAAAAGAAGGUUCUUGGUCACCUCCACCAGUGGAAAUAAAAUUCAUCUCUCCAUUUGGAAGUCCAGUGGAUGGAACAAAAAGCAAACAGAAAGAAACCGCAGACACGGCAGAGAAGACUCUACGAAAGAACAAAAAAAGACUGUCUAAUUUUCCAAAGCCAGUUGUGCGCCGGAGGAUGCUGUAACUGUUUUUUAAGUUUAUAUUGUACACCACUGUUUGUAAAGUCAUCAAAAUUGUGUGGAUUAGUAAAAAGAAAAAAAUCAUUAAUUUGGAAGAGAUAAUUUAUAUAAAUUAUUGUAAAAUUUCAUAAACAAAUGGUCUUCAAUAAGUAACUCCAUAUGGAGUGUGAUUUCCUCAGUCAAUGCAGUUUUCUAUUUUAUAUUAAGACUUCAUACAUUUAUAUAAUAUGUAAAUACAGCUUAUUUUAGGAAUGUUAAUAAAAAUGUAUACUUCA
This is a messenger RNA of Nestor notabilis (Kea), 3534 nucleotides long. It is a transcript of the gene AHCTF1, whose product is annotated as AT hook containing transcription factor 1. Lineage: Eukaryota; Metazoa; Chordata; Aves; Psittaciformes; Psittacidae. The record is from RefSeq and is a predicted model, not a curated record. The transcript has 9 exons. The annotation marks the transcript as partial.